AUGGCCACCGCCGCUGUCCUUUCCCCGCACGACGUCCCGACGACGCUCAACUACUACGCUCCCACAGACGACUCGUCCGAACCCCCCUACUCAUACUUGCACACGCCGCCCGCGGGCAAGCCGCGCACGAACGUCGGGCAGGACCCGCGCCCCGUGGUCGUCCACGACGUGCGCGGGCGCGAGCACGAGCUCACGCUCGACACCGUCGGGUUCCAGUUCAUGACGGCCCCAAGCGCGGAGACCGCGUUCGACGACGAGGCGCGCAUCAAGACGGAGUACUACAGGGAGGUCGAGCAGCUGCUGAAGACGGUCACGGGCGCGAAGCGCGUCUUCAUCUUCGACCACACCAUCAGGCGUCCCGAAGAUGCCGGCGAGGGGACCCUGGAGAACCAGAUCCGUGGCCCGGCCGAACUCGUGCACGUCGACCAGACGUACGCCGCCUCCAUCGCGCGCGUGCGCUACCACCUCCCCGCCGACGCGGACCGCCUCCUGCAGGGCCGCGUGCGCCUGAUCAACGUCUGGCGGCCGAUCGCGCACCCCGUCGCGCACCACCCGCUCGCGGUGUCCGACUGGCGCACGCUCGAUGCGCACGCCGACCUCGUCCCCAUGCGCUUCAUCUACCCCGAGCGCGAGGGCGGCGCGUACAGCGUGCGCUACCACCCGCGCCACGAGUGGUACUACCUCGCGGACCAGACCCCCGAGGAGGUCACGCUCAUCAAGUGCUACGACUCCGAGGAGGGUGUGGCGAGGUUGACGCCGCAUACGGCGUUUCCGGAUAAGACGGCGCUGGAGGGCGCGCCGCACGUCGAUCGAGGUCCGCGCGCUGGUGUUUGAUACGGAGUAGGGAGGUGUGGGGGAUGUGGUGCUUGUGUGCUUUUUGGAUGGGUUUACCUUGUGUGUACUAAUACUGUCUCUUGGAUGGAGCAUCUCGAAUUAGAAUAUGGAACAU
Messenger RNA from Trametes versicolor FP-101664 SS1, 949 nucleotides. RefSeq lists its product as uncharacterized. Gene Ontology annotation, molecular function: oxidoreductase activity. The record is from RefSeq and is a predicted model, not a curated record. Lineage: Eukaryota; Fungi; Basidiomycota; Agaricomycetes; Polyporales; Polyporaceae. The transcript has 3 exons. Bases 1 to 834 code for a protein of 277 amino acids.